AUGGAUCCUUCUCUGUUGCUGGCCAUCCUUUGCUUGGGAAUGGCCUCAGCUGCUCCAGUAUUGGAUCCCAGUUUGGAUGCACAGUGGACAAAGUGGAAGACAGAAUACGGCAAAAGCUACCAUUCGGAUGAAGAGGGAUGGAGGAGAGCAAUAUGGGAGGAGAACUGGAAAAUGAUUGAAGUGCACAAUGAGGAAGAGCGCCAAGGGAAACAUACAUACACCCUGGAAAUGAACGCCUUUGGAGACAUGACUGAUGAAGAAUUGCAGCAGGGGGAAACUGAGUUUCAGCCUGUUAGGCUCAAUGAGGAGGAACAAAUAUAUCCAGAUCUUCUAUUUGGUGAUCUGCCUGCCUUUGUGGACUGGAGAGAGAAAGGCUAUGUGACCCAUGUGAAGGAUCAGGGUCAAUGUAAUUCGUGUUGGGCUUUUUGUGCAAAUGGUGCACUAGAAGGACAGAUGUUCAAGAAAACGGGCAAACUGGUCUCCCUCAGUGAGCAGAACCUAGUGGACUGUUCUCGUCCCCAAAACUUCGGCUGCAGUGGUGGCCUACCAAAUUUUGCUUAUCAAUAUGUUAAGAAUAAUGGAGGCCUGGACUCAGAGGAAUCCUACCCCUAUGAAGUAAAGGAUGGACCCUGCAGAUACAAACCUGAGAAUUCUUCUGCUAAUGUCACUGGAUACGUUAUGCUACCUCGCAGUGAGCAGGCCCUUAUGAGGGCUGUGGCCACGGUGGGUCCCAUCGCUACUGGGUUUCAUGGGUCCCAUUCAUCCUUCAAGUACUAUAAAGGAGGUAUUCAUUAUAAUCCAACCUGCCCCAAGACCCUGACUCAUUGCGUUGUGGUGGUUGGCUAUGGAUAUGAAGGAGAAGAGGAAACAGAAAACAACAAAUACUGGCUGAUCAAGAACAGCUAUGGAGCAGACUGGGGCAUAAACGGCUAUGCAAAGGUGGCCCGAGGCCGAAACAACCACUGUGGAAUUGCCUCCUUUUCCCUCUAUCCCACUGUGUGA
This is a messenger RNA of Dipodomys ordii (Ord's kangaroo rat), 1002 nucleotides long. RefSeq names its product cathepsin L1-like. Gene Ontology annotation, cellular component: lysosome. The transcript is spliced from 7 exons. The coding region runs from base 1 to 1002 and encodes 333 amino acids. Gene Ontology annotation, molecular function: cysteine-type endopeptidase activity. Gene Ontology annotation, biological process: immune response. The record is from RefSeq and is a predicted model, not a curated record. Lineage: Eukaryota; Metazoa; Chordata; Mammalia; Rodentia; Heteromyidae.